CGAUUUUAUUAUUCUGGGCAAGACUUGUUUGCAAUUGACCCUGAAAAUGGCUCAGCAUGCACGGUGUUGUCUACCUAGCUUUGGUACCACCUCUAGUGGACCUAAACGCGCUGUUUCAAUAAGAGCACGAACAACCCCUAUGCAAAACACCAAACUACUUGCCGCAUUUGACCAAGGCCAACUAGUUUCGCUGCUCAGAACGGCAUGGGGAUUGCUGCUGUAUCGAUACACUGGCCUAGAGGAUAUCUGUUUUGGCUACCAACAUGCCCAUGCCUCUAGCAGUGAUUUGUUACAGUCUAGAAAGUUGUCAAUGUGCAGGCUAUCUAUCACUGAAAGUGAUUCGAUACAGUCUGUAAGAAGGAGAGUCGAGGGGAACGAUAGCCUUGAGGCUGUUUCUGAAAUUUCGGAGGGCUUAAAUGCCGAUCACAAUGGCGAUUGGCCAUUCAAUACCAUCCUCAUGGUACGGACCUGCUGUGAUCGCACCAAAGGUUCCGGAGGAACCUCUGUGCGAUCAAUGCUAGCAAUUAAUCUUCCAUCGGAGUGUCGCGUUAGACUCCAUGUAAAAGUAUUGCAGCAAGAAAUUUGCAUCUUCCUGGAAUGGUGGAAUACGGAAAUAUCUGUAGCGCAAAUGGACAGUGUCGCCUGCUACUUUGAGAAUCUGUUAAAUCACACACUCUCUACCACGGAUGUUGUCUUAACGGAUUUGAACAGCUUUCUCGGACUUGACUGGUCGCGGAUCUGCAAGUUCAACUCCGUCCUCCCAGAGGCGGUCAAUCGUUGUAUCCACGACGUCAUACGAGAACGGUCACUUAUCCAUCCCCAAAAUGAAGCUGUGUGCGCCUGGGAUGGAAGCUUUACCUAUGGGGAGUUAGAUUAUCUCUCCAGUAAGCUGGCAAGUCAUCUUCAAGCCCAGGGUGUUGGACCGGAAGUCCGCGUGCCCCUUUGUUUUGAUAAAUCAAAAUGGUAUAUCGUGGCGAUGCUUGGGGUUCUGAAAGCUGGAGGUGCAUUCGUUCCCCUGGAUCCGACUCAUCCAACAUCUCGGUUGCGUUCCUUGGUUCAAUCGAUCAAUGCAAGGAUUAUGCUUUGUUCUAGAAACAGGGAAGAGCAUUUGGGGAAUGUUGCAGAGCUCUUAACCCCACUGGAUGAUAUCCUGUUGAAUGGGAUUCAGCUCUCGCCCGGGGAAGUAAUUCAAUCGCAAGUAAACAGCAGCAACGCAGCUUACUUGAUAUUCACAUCUGGUUCGACAGGGCAGCCAAAGGGUACUUUACUGGAACAUGGGGCCUAUGUUCUUUUUGAAUCUCUUACACCAUUAAUUCAUGGCGGCUGUGUAUGCAUCCCCAGUGAUAAGCAACGCUUAAACGAUAUCGUUGGGGCAAUCAAUCAAAUGAAGGUCAACGUGGCCUGCCUUACUCCGUCUUUUGUCAAGUUCGUCGACCCUUCCCAAGUUCCUUCUCUCAAAACUCUCGUCCUUGCUGGGGAAGCAAUGUCCAAAACACACCAGGAAACGUGGUCCAAUAUCAAGCUUGUGAAUGGAUAUGGCCCCACGGAAAGCGCAGUCUCUGCGGCACUUAAUACAAACAUUCGCUUUGCAUCUGAUUGUCAAGAUAUAGGGUUUCCGACUGGAGUGCGUGCCUGGAUUGCCAACCCAAAUAACCAUGAUCAACUCGUUCCGGUUGGCAGCCCAGGUGAGUUGCUGCUUGAGGGCCCAACGCUUGCCCGCUGCUACGUGAAUAACGAAGAGAAAACAAACGAAGUCUUCAUCUAUAAUCCUGCGUGGUCAAGAGACAAUCCUGGCUCCGGUGAUCGCAGGUUCUAUAAGACUGGAGAUUUGGUAAGAUAUAACUCAGAUGCUGGCUCGCUGACAUUCAUAGGAAGAAAGGAUACGCAGAUUAAGCUGCACGGCCAGAGAAUUGAACUUGGGGAGAUCGAGAACAACCUCAGCACACUUCCCAAAGUCAAGCACUCUCUAGCAUUUCUGUCAGGUUCCGGGUUCUCCAAAGGCAAAAUAGUGGCCGUUUUGUCUUUACAGGGCGGACCAUCCUCGAAAGAAAUGCCACUCAAACUUCUUGAUCAUUCCAAAAAGUCUGUUGUUAUUGCAGAAUUUCGUAGCCAACUCUCUUCGCGGCUUCCAACCUACAUGAUUCCUUCAGUAUGGUUGUGCGUUGAAUCCCUGCCAUUACUCCCAUCCGGUAAAUUAAACCGGAAGGAAGUGAUGAACUGGGUUAUAAAUAUGGCGGAAGAUCCUGAUAACGAAGCUGUUGAAGUCCGCUCUGUCGCCGUGGUGCAUACUACGGACCCAGAAAACACAAUUCAUGACCGAUUGAUGUCAGUAUGGAGUCGAGUGCUUAACAUUCCCAGAAAUCAAAUCGGUCUUGAUCAGGGAUUCUUGAGCUUGGGUGGCGACUCUAUUGCUGCGAUAACCUGCAUGGGCUUUUGUAAAAAGCAAGGAAUGGGCGUUACAGUGCAGGAUAUACUUCAAAGCAAGUCAAUCAAAGACCUGGCCACACAUGUGAAGGAGAUCAAUCAACCAGUGGUAUAUCAGGAAGCAACGGACCAGCCCUUUGGACUCUCGCCAAUACAAAAACUCCAUUUUAUGGCUCGCCGGGAGGGGCAAGGACAUUUCAAUCAAGGAAUUCGUACCCGUCUGAAUCAACCAGUGGCGGAGGGCGAUCUACGCCGCUCUAUUGAAACCCUGAUUCGGCGCCAUUCCAUGCUUCGGGUUCGGCUGAGUGAGGAUGAUAGUCAUGGAUUCUUUCAACAGCGUAUUACACAAGACGUCGAUGGUUCCUAUCAAUUGCAAACGCACAAUAUCAGACACGAGUCCGAUAUUGAACAGGCUAUUUCUGAAAGCCAGCUAUCCAUCAAUGCAGUCAAUGGGCCUCUUUUAUCCGUCGAUAUUUUCCAGCGGAGUGAUGAUGCCACUGUCCUAUCAAUGGUCGCCCAUCAUCUUGUCGUUGACAUUGUGUCAUGGCGGAUUAUACUCGAAGAUUUGGAAGAUCUCCUCUUAAACGCAGAUGACAAUACGACUUUAAGCAGCUCCCUUCCUUUUCCAACUUGGUGUCGCUUACAGGACGAACGGACACAUGUUUCGCUUUCGCAAAAGAGUACCGAUUUGGACAGCAUGCUGACUCCAGAUUUUGCCUACUGGGGAAUGGAAAAUCCCAUUUCAACGUAUGGAGACGUGGUUUGUGAGAUAUUCGAAGUCAGCGCAGAGGAUACUCAAUCUAUAUUACUAGAGUGUCACGACAGCCUUCAAACUGAACCUAUUGAUAUAUUGUUGGCAGCACUAAUGCAUUCAUUCGGGCAAACAUUCAAAGAUCGACCUCUACCAACCAUCUUCAACGAGGGUCAUGGGAGAGAAGUAUGGGACUCGACAAUCGAUAUUUCUCGUACUGUUGGCUGGUUCACCACGGUCUUUCCAAUCUCUGUGACAGAUUUUGAUGCCAGCAACCCCGUGGAGACAGUGAUACGUGUCAAAGAUGUCCGCAGGAGUGUCCUAGAUAAUGGCAGGCAGGCCUUUGCGGAUCGUAUGUUCUCGACUACUGAGUCCGGUGAUUGCAGACAUCCUUGUCCAAUGGAAAUCACUUUCAACUAUGUUGGCCAGCAUCGUGAUUUACAACGACAAGACGGUUUGUUCAAGCUCAUGGACCAAAUGGCCGGAGAGACUGGUCAAGGUGGAGGUGCAGCAGACUUUGGCGAAGAGACCCCACGAUUUGGACUUUUCGAAAUAUCUGCGCUGGCUGUGAAUGGUAAACUUCGGUUUACGUUCUCCUUUAAUAAAUAUAUGAAACACCAGGAAGCUAUUCACGACUGGAUAUCUUGUUGUAGUGACCUGCUUAAAUCCAUUGGAAAGACACUUCAGGAUCUCUCACCAAGACCAACAUUGGGCAGUUUCCCCAUGCUUCCAUUAACAUAUCAGGAGCUUGAAAACAUGGUGGCCCAAAAGUUACCAAGCAUCGGCGUCAGCUGGGCCGAUAUCGAAGAUGCUUAUCCUUGCUCACGCAUGCAGCAGAGCAUCUUACUUGCUCGCUCUCGUGACAGCUCUCUAUAUGCUGUUCAUGAUACUUACGAAGUAUUCGACUCGGAGCACAAGCCUGACGCUACAAAGUUGGGGAAUGCAUGGCGAAUGGUCGUUUCCCGCCAUGCGAUGCUGCGUACCUUGUUUGUUGAAAAUUUGACCAGUCGUGAUUUGUUCUGCCAAAUAGUACUUAAGUCGUUUGAGCCAUCUCCUAUCCAUUUGAGAUGUUCGGAUGAUUGUGACGUCCUAGAAACAUUUGAUAUCCAGAAGCGAGAAAUUUACAAUGAGCAUCAACCCCAUCAUCGCUUGACAAUAUGCGAAACAACUUCCGGGAAGGUGUUUUUCAGAAUUGAACUCAGCCACGCAGCGAUGGACGGCGUGUCAAUUUCGAUCAUCUUAAGAGAUUUGCAGAUGGCUUAUGAGGGCAAACUCAACGACCACAAACCAAUUUUUAGGAACUACAUGCAAUAUCUACACGACCUCCCUCAGGCUCCUAGCUUUGAAUACUGGCGUACAUAUUUGGCUGAUAUCAAGCCCUGCAUUUUCCCCAUACUUGACGAUGGAAAGCAAAUUCUUCAAAAGCAGCUCCGAACCGUGCAGCUCAGUUUUGGCUCUUUCCGCGAGUUGCAAUCUAUCUGUGAGCAGAGUGGUUUGACACUGUCAACUGCCUUCAGUGCGGCUUGGGGUCUAACGCUUCGUCUUUUCUGCGGCUCAAACGACGUUUGCUUUAGCUAUAUGACCUCUCUUAGAGAUGCAUCGGUUAGGGAUAUAGAGUCAGUCGUUGGGCCCGUCAUCAAUCUCUUAGCUUGUCGUAUGCAAGUUUCUGAAGAUGAUUCACUCAAAGGUAUACUGCAGAGAGUACAGGACAAUUACAUGCACAGUCUUCCCCAUAAGACAUUGUCCCUCAUUGACAUCCAACAUGAGUUGAAACUUUCUGAUACUGUAUUACUCAAUACCGGAGUUUCCUACAGAAAAGUUUCCAAUACGGACACCGCAUCGACCACAGCUGUGGAAUUUUCCAGAGUCGGCACAAUCCAAGAUCCUGCAGAGUUCCCCCUAUUUGUGAAUAUUGAGGUGUCAGAACAAGACGCAAGUAUUGAGCUGAACUAUUGGACAAAUCAUUUGUCUGAUAAACAAGCGGAAAACGUUGCUACCAUUUUCCUCAAAUGCCUAAAGGACAUUGUCACGCACCAUGACGAGCAAAUUGCCCAGGUCGAGAACUUGAGUGAAUGGAACAAGCGCCAAAUACGAAGAUGGAAUAAACCACUUGUCGAGGAAAUCGACAUGUGUGUACAUGAAGCUUUCCAUGAAAAAGUGGCUGCGCACCCAGAUGCUAUUGCCAUUGCAGCUUGGGAUGGGACUCUCACGUAUGCCAGCCUUGACGACUUGUCUUCUCGUUUGGCAAGUUAUUUGGCACAGCUCGGGAUAUCCACUGGAGAUCUGGUGCCAAUUCAUUUUAACAAAUCAAUUUGGCAAAUUGUAUCUAUUAUUGCUGUGCUUAAAGCAGGAGGCGUCUGUGUUCCAAGGAACGAGGCCCACUUUCCUGGACAUCUGGAUGGACGGCUGACUGGCACUGCAGCACACAUUGUGCUCGCAUCGGUAUCCCAUGCGGAAGUUCUCGAAGGCGAGAUUUUGGGUGUUAUUGCUGUGGAUGAGAGUCUUUUUGAUUGUCUGUCGGGUUCAAGCGCAGCAUCUCAUACGCAAAGGCCUCCUUCAGAUGAUGGCUAUGUUGUGCUUACUUGCGGCGACUCCCAACCCCCCAAAGCAACUAUCUUGGAUCACCGAGCCAUCCUGUCUCGCGCCAAUACUUUUUCUUCUGCUCUAAAGAUCGGUUCAGAGACAAGAACGCUACAAUUUGCGCCUUACACGACCGACAUGUUUCUCCAGGAAGUAUUCGGCACUUUGAUGAGCGGCGGCUGCCUCUGCAUUCCCGAGGGCGAUGAGCCAAGUCAACUGGUGGCAUCUAUCAAUAAGCUAGAUGUCAACUUGCUUAGCGUCACUCCGUCAAUGGCGUCCCUCAUUCAACAAUCUGACGUUCCAAGCAUUCGAAUACUUUCCUUAUUUGGUGAAGCUAUCCCAAACAAAGUCAUUGAGAUUUGGUCGAACAAGGUGGAACUACACGGUUUUUACGGCACAGCUGAAUGCUCCUUCACUUGUAUCCAUAAUCCAAAUUUGGACAAAAUGGGAAAUUCACAUGUUAUUGGAUCAAGUGUUGGAUGCCGCUCGUGGCUUGUUGACCCUUCAAACCAUUCCCGGCUUGUUCCAGUGGGAUGCGUUGGUGAACUGGUGAUAGAGGGCCCUGGUGUCUCCCAUAGUUAUCUAUGCGAAGGGGAGCUUGCAAAGAGCAGUUUUAUCAAAGAGUCAAGCUGGGGUUCCCACCGGAGUCAGGACUCAUAUUCACUGCUUUCCAGAUCGUCUGGCCGGAUGAUGAAAACGGGAGACCUAGCCCGUUACAACUCAGAUGGAACCUUCGUUUACCUGGGGAAGAAAGGCGAUAUUUCCCGCCAGCUAUCCCAAAUCACAACUUUUGAAAUCGAACGAUUUUUGGAACGUUUUUCACUUCCAGGUCACCGAUGUGUUGUGGACACGAUUGGCAUUGACGAUGAAAAGAGCCCUUCAAAAUCUCUCGUUGUCUUUGCUCUCCCCGAGACAAACGAGUCAACCAAUUUCAAGACAGAAAGAACUCUCAUCGGUCAGAAAACGCUUGACUUCCACAAUACCAUGGCAAAGCUACACUCAUAUUUGUCGAAUCUGAUGCCGUCAAGCCAGGUGCCGGAUCUGUAUUUCCCUAUACAAGUUCUCCCGUUGACAACACUGGGUAAAUUGAACCGUCGAAUGCUAAGAGAGGCAGCUUCAGCCUUACCCGAGGAAACUAGGUGUGGAUUUAGUAUCAAGGCCUUUGGUGACUUCUGGAGAGCUCAACUAGAGAAGCCGGUGACUUCACAUGAGUUUCUCUCAGUACCGCAGGCCUUCGAAGGCCAGAAAAAGAUCUAUGCACACUGUGACGACAUAAUCUUUGGGGAUCUGUUGCUGGACGCUGCCGGCGGCUCCACAAAAGAUAUCCUAGCCUCCGCUACAGUUAUUCCCCGGCGCAUUCGAGUCGACAAUACCUGUACCAUUGCUGGAUUUCUCAAACAAGUCGAUUCUGCGUUGGCCGCAGCUAAGCCUUACCAGAAGGCCCCGUUUCGAUGUAUUAAGAAUCUCGGCGCGGAUGCUGCUCAAGCAUGCAAAUUUAACUCUCUACUCUCGGUUUCGGUCUCGGACUUCGACAUAAGCCAGCAGAGCGACUUCCUGGAACAGCUAGAGUCCGAUUUGCAAGAACAAUGUGGGCUGCAUUUGUGCCCUCUCGCACUAUUUUGUAGUGUUGAGACGGACGGACUACAGUUGAGGGUUCGCUACGAUAACACAGUUUUGUAUUCCUCCCAAGCUGAACGCCUGACUUCCCUAUUCGUGGAAUACUUGGAGAUUCUGGCAUCUAAAACCGUGUUGCAGGAGAAGCUUUGUGAUUUGGCAAAGACGAGUGACAGCCUUCGUGAUUUCAAAGACAAUGUUGCUUAUUGGAAAGAGGGUUUAGCCGAGACCGAGCCCUGCCUAUUCCCCUCUUUAAGCACGCGAAAGGGAGAGCAAGGCAAACUUCACAUGGAAAGCUUGAAAUUGAAAAAUGUACCACAGAUGCAGCAGGAGUGCAGGGGGCUUGGGGUCACUCCAAACUUUCUCCUCCAGGUUAUCUGGGGGUUGGUCUUGCGUUGCUAUACCGGGUUGGAGGAUGCUUGCUUCGGCUACUAUGGGCCAAGGACAAGUUUGGCUGACAAUACUGGCCAACCUAAAGUUAAGAAUGCGCAGCACGACCUCCUGCCUUGCAAACUUAGCUUGCAUGAUGAAAUGAACCUACAGGAUUUGAUUGCGAAGAGGCGGAUUGAGUUGGACUUGAUGUUUAACCACCGAAUGCCUCUCCACGAGAUCGAGCAAGUUGCUGGGUUUGAGAGUUCUCCGCUUUUCAACACGAUCUUCAGGUAUACUGAGGAGUUCAAUAAUGAGGCCUUCUACAGCUUCGAAGAAGCCCUCAGCAGGUAUCUCAUCAUUGUCAACGCCAAAGUUUCUGGGUCUUCUGGAGAAAUUGACUUUAAGUAUCUCCCGGCAAGCUUGUCAUCGAACGAUAUCGGCAGCAUUAUGGACUGCUUUGAACAUACUCUGGGUUCCGUUCUGACCCUGUUGAAGUCGGAUGCUCUACUUAGAGAUGUUGACUUCUUUGGUCCCCGAUCCUGUCAACAAGUAUGCAAAUGGAAUGCAACUCUUCCCGAGCGACCAAGCAAGUGCGCACACGAGGUGAUCCAAGAGCAAGUAGCAAAACAACCCUCCGCACCAGCUAUAUGUUCCUGGGAUGGAGACUUUAGCUACAAGCAACUCGAUUUAUUGUCAACUAAACUUGCCAUUCAAUUGAUCAACAGCGGGGUAGGCCCCGAAGUUUUUAUAGGGCUGUGCUUCGAAAAGUCGGCUUGGGCUGUUAUUGCGCAGGUGGCAGUUCUAAAAGCCGGUGGCGCAUUUGCAUCAUUGGACCCUUCUCAUCCUGAAAGCCGUCUGAAGGGACUCGUUGAUGAUAUUAACGCCCCUAUUGUUUUGUGCUCGAGAAAAUAUCUUGACAAAGUGUCCCGGGUAUGCAAGAUUGCCCUUGCCGUCACCGAAAGUGUAAUUGAACAGAUUCCUGAUUCUUUUAUCCCGGCCUCGAUCCCGAAGCCAAGCAUCGACAAUGCCGCCUACGCCAUUUUCACGUCUGGAACUACAGGAAAGCCAAAGGCGACGGUGCUCGAACAUAUUGCCCUUGGAAUUGCUUCUGUUUCUUUCGCCCAUCAUCUGUCAAUAAAUUCAACUACACGUGCCUUGCAGUUUUCAAGUUAUACAUUUGACGUCAGUGUACUUGAAACCAUCAUAGUUCUCAUGACUGGUGGCUGCGUGUGCGUCCCCAGCGAUGAAGAGCGGUUGAAUAACCUUGCUGGCGCAAUUAACAGGAUGAAGGCAAAUUUCGUCACCUUCACACCAUCUGUUAUGAGCACUCUUAACCCAGAAAGUGUUCCAACCUUGAGCAUCAUUAUAUGUGGUGGAGAGAAGCUAACGGAAAGCCAUGUUAGUCGUUGGGUGGACAGACAUGUUUUCAAUGCCUACGGCCCUUCAGAGGCUACUAUCAUCGCAACCGCAAGCUUGAAAACAGAUUCAACGGGUGUCAGGAUUGAUGAUGACAUUAACUGCAUUGGAACUGCACUUUGUGGUCGGGCAUGGAUUGUUGAUCCCAAGAAUUACAAUCGUCUCCUUCCUGUUGGAGCUGUAGGGGAAUUAGUGUUGGAAGGAUGCAACACUGCUCGCGGUUACCUUAACAACGACAAGAAAAACCAGGAGGUCUUCAUAAAAAACCCUCGAUGGUGUCCAAAAUCAGGGCUUCGAGAUGUUCUUGACCAUAGUGAGCGGAUGUAUCGGACUGGAGACCUUGUUCGAUACAAGUCCGAUGGAAACCUUUGCUUCAUCUCCCGGAUGGACACGCAAAUCAAGCUCAACGGCCAGCGAAUUGAGCUAGAGGAAAUUGAGAAACAAUGCGCUCUAUCAUUACCAGGCAAUUCUCAAGUAGUUGUUGACAUCGUGACACCCGAAACCAAAAUGAUGGCUAAAGGUUUAGCUGCCUUUUUCACAGUCAACGAUGCGAAAGAAUCUAAGGAUGUUACGACAUCUAAUGCACUGGUUCCGGGGUCCGAAUCUACUCAAAGCACUAUUGAGAGACUCUAUAGAUCCCUGAGUGAAGUUUUGCCGCAGCUUAUGAUACCCAAGUUCUAUUUCCCCAUGCGAUAUCUGCCCUUGGGAGCCACUGGCAAACUUGAUCGAAAAGGGCUACAAGCUAUGGUCCAGGCACUUUCCAAGACACAGCUGAAGGCAUACAUGAUUUCGAACACUGGCCCGGAACAGGCCGUCGCACAAGGAGUAGAAUCAACCCUUAGAAAUCUUUGGGCAGAAGUUCUGGACCUCGAGCCCAGUUCCAUCAGCGCUGAAGACUCUUUCUUCGGAUUAGGGGGAGACUCUUUUUCUGCCAUGAAGCUUGUUGGAGCUGCAAUGUCUCAGGGAAUUUCACUGUCUGUUGCCGAUAUCUAUGGACAUCCGGGCUUGUCGGAUUUGGGCAAGAGGUGCAAUAUCGCGAGGGAAUCCACAGAAAGACCUGUGCUAAAGCGGUUCAGCCUUUUGUCUACUGAUGUACCCUUUGAAAAUAUUCUGGAAGAAGUUUCUGAGCAGUGCAGUGUGCCUGGAGAUUCUAUAUCGGAUAUCUAUCCCUGCAGCGCGGUGCAGGAAGGACUAUUUACACUCUCUAUUCAGCACCGGGGGUCCUACAUCGCACGUCCCAUUUUCCAAUUGGCUCCAAACAUUGAUCUCGAAAGGUUCAAGGCAUCUUGGCAACAAGCAGUUGAUGAGAAUGAUAUUUUACGGACCCGAAUUGUGCACACCGAAGCUGCGGGAUUCCUCCAAGCUGUUCUCAACCAUGAACGGAUCUCUUGGAGUAUGGAGACAACAUUUGAUAACUUGAUGGAGGACACUCUUCAGAGCAAUGGAGGCUUGUUGACUAACUACGCUAUUGUUCAACCCGGCCCUUCAGUGCGCUACUUCAAUUCCACAAUUCCUUACAAUCUCUUCAUCAACUAUCUGCUGGAGCAAGACCCUUCUCAAUCAGACGAAUUUUGGAAAUUACAGCUUUCCAACCUUUCCUCCGUUCCAUUCCCGGAGAGCAAAAAUUCUGACUCUGGAUCUAUCCGCGUGGGAAACAGACAAAGCCGCAGUAUGAAUAUUGCACGGGCGACUGGAAGCGUUGAUAUUACUAUCCCUGAGCUAAUUCGUGCAGCUUGGUCAAUCGUGGUUUCUAUCCAUACUGGCUGUGGAGAUGUCUGCUUUGGGGAAACUCUCAUGGGCCGAAAUGUUGAUAUGCCUGGUAUCACAGAUGUGGCUGGACCGGCACUAACAACAGUACCCAUGCGUUUGAAGGUGGACAACGGACUCCAAAUACCUCAAUUUCUGUAUUAUGUGCGCCAAUUAACAGCGGCGAUGAUACCACACCAGCAUUCCGGACUCCAGAGGAUCCAGAAACUCAGCAGUGACACAGCUCUCGCUUGUGAAUUCCAGAAUCUACUUGUGAUCCAGUCCGAUUAUGGCCAGCUUAACAACGAUAUCUGGGCACCGGAAAACAACCAGACAAAUGGAGAGUUCUUUACCUACCCACUUGUUGUCGAGUGCAAGGUUUCCGAAUACGAAUUGACCAUCCAGGCCCAUCACGAUGAGCUUAUCCUUGGCAGCUGGCAAGUAGAAAGACUACUGGGACAGUUCAGCUUUGUACUCGAACAGCUCCUCAAUACCCCGAAGGGUAGUUCGAUGAAGGUUGGAGAGAUUGAUGUGUCAAGCCCUCUGGAUAAGGCCGAUAUUGCUUCAUGGAAUCAGAGAAAUCCUACUUGUGUGGACAGAUGUGCUCACGACAUUAUCAGGGAGCAAUCUUUAACGCAACCAAAUGCACCAGCUAUUUGUUCCUGGGAUGGGCAGCUAACUUAUGAGGAGAUGUUCAGUCUGGCUUCUUCUUUUGCUGCCUAUCUCGUAUCCUGCGGGAUUGGCCCCGAAACCCUCAUUCCAGUUUGUUUAGACAAAUCCGUCUGGGCUGUAGUCACUAUACUUGCUAUUUUGAUUGCUGGUGGAGCUUUCGUUCCACUUGACCCCUCUCAUCCAACAUCGAGGCACAAGGAGGUCCUGGCGGAGACUCAGGCUAAUAUGAUCAUUUGUUCUCCCCAGUACCGCGGUCGCUAUCUGGGCUCUGUGAGCACGGUUAUUCCGGUAAGCAAGGAUACCAUCAAAGCUUACAAGGAAAUUAAGACAAUUACGAAGCCCCGUGUUUCUGCUACCCCGUCAAACAUGGCCUAUGCGAUUUUCACCUCUGGCAGUACAGGACGUGCAAAAGGCAUUAUUAUCGACCACCGCGCGAUUUCAAGUAGUGUCAUGGCUUUUGGUCCUAUUGUGCAUUUGAAUAAAGACGCUAGAGCUCUCCAAUUUGCAUCACUUACCUUUGAUGCAGCAAUCAUGGAAGUGCUCGGUACUUUAAUGCUUGGAGGAUGUAUCUGCAUUCCCAACGAAGAGGAGCGCUUGAAUGAUAUUGCAGGUGCUAUGCAGCGCAUGAACGUCACAUGGGCAUUCCUCACGCCUUCAAUCGCUGCUAUCCUUGACCCGUCGAGUCUGCCUUCCCUGAAGGUUCUUUCAUGUGGUGGAGAGAAGCUAACAAGGGAAGUGGUAACCAAAUGGGCUCACCGUGUGAAGCUGAUCAAUGGAUACGGUCCUACAGAGACAACCAUUUUUGCUGUCUUGAAUACCGACUUUAUCAAUCAUGAGUUCUCUUGCAUUGGUCAUGGAAUUCGAAGCACACUAACCUGGGUUGUUGACCCGGAUAAUCACGAUAGACUUACUCCUCUAGGUGCUGUUGGGGAACUUGCACUUGAAGGCGCAGCUCUUGCAAGGGAAUACCUCAGAAAUCCUACCAAAACAGCAGAGGCCUUUAUUACCGAUCCUGUCUGGAUGAAGAACUUCCAGAGCCCUUUACCUUCACCCCGAAGGGUUUACAAGACAGGUGACCUUGUUAAGUACAACCCUGAUGGAUCAAUAGAAUGCCUAGGUCGAAAGGAUCACCAGAUCAAACUUCAUGGACAACGAAUGGAGCUCGGUGAGAUUGAGCAUCGUCUCUAUGAAGACCAGCGGAUUCGACAUGCGGUUGUCGUGUUACCACAGAAAGGUCCUCUCCGUCACAAGCUGGUUGCUGUUCUUUCCUUGAACUCGCUGAUAUCGGGCUCAAGUAUCAUCGCGAGCGGUGCAUGUGAGCUUGUCAGCCAGAUGGACAUGAUAAAGCUAGGACGCCCAGAAACCAGUGCCAUUCAAAAUAGUUUGGAAAGACAGCUACCUAUCUACAUGGUUCCGCAGGUCUGGGCGGUCAUGAAAAACAUCCCAAUGCUUGUCUCUGGCAAACUAGACAGAAAGAGAAUCACACACUGGGUCGAGGAGCUUGCAGAGGAUUCUUAUGCCCAUAUAAUGCAGGACUACGAUAACUUGAAAGGCGAAGAUAUCGAACAAGAAAAGAAAGAUGAGAAAGGAGCCGUGCUGGAAAUUCUCCGGGAUGUCUUUGCCCAGGUUCUCAACCUACCUAAACAUAUGAUCGACCCGAACCGGUCUUUCAUCAACCAGGGUGGAGACAGUAUUACCGGAAUGGCUGUCAUAGCAAAAGCGCGCAAACAAGGAUUAAGUCUGGCUCUCAAUCGCGUCCUCCAGAGUAAAUCCAUGCACGAGCUUGUUGCAUACUGUGAUGGAAAGCCUCGAGAAAUGAAGCGUGAAACCGAGUCGAUCGCCCCAUUCAACCCUUCUCCAGUCCAGGAAUUAUUCUUCCGUUGUGUUCAGGCAGCUCCUAAGGGUUGUAGACGUUUCAAUCAAAGCAUGACUGUUGGCUUAUCUCGAAAAGUGAAACCAAGGGUGAUCGAGGACGCUGUUCGUGCUGUUGUUAACAAACAUUCGAUGUUCAGAGCACGAUUCAGCAAGGCUCGGGAUGGAACAUGGCAGCAAAGAAUUACAGAGGAUAUCGAUUCGUCUUACAAAUUCCGCAUUCACUCGGUCAAGAAUAAUCGGGAGAUCCUGCGUCAUGCUGCAGACAGUCAAGGCAUCCUGGAUAUUCAAGCGGGGCCCAUAUUUGCGACAGACUUGUUUGAGUUCAUAGACGGACAUCAAGUACUUUUCCUUGUAGCCAGUCACCUUUGUGUCGACAUGGUAUCGUGGCGUCUUGUUCUGCAGGAUAUUCAGGAGUUUGUUGACACUGGCUCACUGGCUCCUGAAACGCCGCUCUCAUUCCAAUCCUGGUGUAAUUUACAGGCUGAGGAUUGCAACAAGGAGAUUGAUGGUUUGGAUAUUUCUAUGGAGCCACCUAAUCUCGACUACUGGGGAAUGAAAAAUUCCCCUAACAAUUAUGGAGAUGUCAAGAUGGAAACUUUCACGCUGAGCGAGCAAGCCACUCGAUUCCUCGUUCGCGACUGUCACGACGUUCUUCGGACAGAAACCAUUGAGGUUCUGCUUUCUGCUGUGAUCCAGGCCUUUGGCCAUGUGUUCAACGAUAGAGAUAUUCCAACCAUAUACAAUGAGGGCCAUGGACGUGAGGCCUGGGAUUCUUCUAUCGACCCUUCAAGAACGGCUGGGUGGUUCACUACAUUGUGCCCUCUACAUAUCAAAGCGCUACCAGAUUCAGAUCUCCUUGAUACAUUGAAGCGUGUUAAGGACUCUCGACGCCAAAUCGCUGGAAUCAAUCGAGCUUUAUUCGCUCGAAAUAUCCUUCAUUCCGAUAAAAAUACGGAGGCUGACAAGUUCCCCGUACCUCUCGAGAUACUUUUCAACUAUCUUGGACAGCUUCAGCAGUUAGAAGGAAAUGAGUCGCUUUUCCAGCACUAUGGAGAUGUCUUUAAUGCCGAAACCUUCGAGCUUGCUGGGGACAUGGGACCAGAAACACCUCGGUUCGCCCUAUUUGAAGUGUCCGCCCUCAUCGUGAAAGAGAAACUCCACGUCUCAUUCACUUACAACCGCAAUAUGCGGCGCGAGGCGCAGAUCCAAAAAUGGGCCUCUGAGUGUAAACGAAUUCUUGAAAUCGACUUGCUCCAAUUCAAGAAUUUAGAGCCUGAGCCUAGUCUAAGUGACUAUCCUUUGCUUCCGAUUACUUACCAAGGGUUGAAGAAUUUAACAGAGAGCACGCUUCCGUGUGCUGGAAUAUCGCGUCUGAACCAAGUGGAAGAUAUCUAUCCCUGCUCUCCGGUGCAGGAAGGGAUCUUGCUCAGUCAACUGAAGGACCCCCAGGAGUAUAUUUUUAAUGCAGUCUUUGAAGUCCAAGGGCAUGACAUAGAUCUGGCCAGGCUCCAAAAAGCGUGGUCAGCGGUCGUUUCUCGCCACUCAAUUCUAAGAACACUUUUCGUGGACAGCAACUGCAAAGGAAGCUCGUUUGACCAAGUGGUAGUCAAGGAUAUCAACGAGAAAAUAAUCGAUGUCGAGUUUGAUGAUUCAUCCGCGCUGGCCAAGAUUGACACUAUCAGACUUAAAGAUGCUAAUGCAGGCAAGGAUUCUGAUUUCUGUCAUCAAUUGGUCAUCUGCAAAACAUCUACCAGACGUGUCCUGCUAAAGAUUGAAAUGAAUCACGCUAUCAUCGAUGGGGGAUCAAUUGACAUUCUUCUGAGAGAUUUGAAACUAGCCUACAGCAAUCGACUUCCUCCAGGUCGGGGACCCUUAUUCAGCGAAUAUAUCAGACACAUCAAGGGCGUGUCUCAACAUGAGGCUCUGGCAUAUUGGAAACAACAUCUAGCGGGUGUCCGGCCGUGUCAUCUCCCCGUUUCCACGGGAGAAAGCGGUACUCGUCAGCUUGGGUCCCUCAUGAUGACAUUUGACCGUUUCCCCGAACUCCAGCGUUUCUGUGAAGAUCACUCGAUGACACUUGCCAACUUAACUCUUGCCGCAUGGUCAAUUGUGCUUCGACAGCACGCUGGAUCAGACGAUGUCUGCUUUGGUUACCCGUCCACGGGACGUGAUUCACCAGUUCCCGGAAUCCAAGAUGCAGUGGGUAUUUUUAUAAACAUGCUAUGCUGCAGAGUCCAAUUCUCGGCCGGUCAGACCUUCCUUGAUGUCAUUAAAGCAGUGCAAAAUGACUACAUCCAGGGCCUUCCUUAUCAAACCUGCUCACUUGCACAAAUUCAACACGCACUUGGCCAAAAAGGAAAGACGCUAUUCAACACAACCAUCUCAAUUCAAAAUCACUCGGAUCCUAGUAUUGAGAAAACGAACAUAUCAUUUAAGUUCCUGAAGGCGUUUGAUCCAACCGAGUUGUUGAAAGAAGGAAAACUUGCUAUCCCAUCUGUUAAAGCCAGCGACUCAAAUUCUUCCCAUGCGUCCCUACCUCUUGAGGGUGGGAUUCAAGCCUCAAUUUGCAACGUGGUUGUUGCUAGAGGAAUGACCCCUUCCGAUUCCGCACAAACCCUUACCGACGACUACAAGAUUCCAGCUGAUAUGGAAAGACGACUUUGGAGACUUUGGAGCAUCACACUUGGGCUCCCGCCGAACCCAGUGAAGCACCACGAUAGCUUCUUUAAGCUGGGCGGAGAUAGCAUAACAGCCAUGAAAUUGGUUGGUCUUGCGCGAGAAGAGGGAGUAAUGUUGACUGUGGCCGAUGUGUUCAAAAACCCUGGGUUUGAGGACUUGCUACUCGUCUUCAACGAAAAGGCUAAACUAACGACCUCUGUGUCUGAUGCGCAGAAAGUGAAUCACAUAGCAAAGUCUGAAGAAACAAAGCCUACUCUACCGGAGAGCGGGUCUUCUCGGGAGAUCUCGAUACUGCAGCCAGUAGAGCUCGAUAAUAUGUCGCUACGAGCUGCAAUAUGCCCCAAAGUUGGUGUUUUCAAAGGGGGCAUUGUUGAUGUUCUUCCAGUAACUGAUUUUCAAUCCCUAUCUAUUACCGCAACCAUGUUUGAAUCAAGAUGGAUGCUAAACUACUUCUAUCUCGAUGGGAGGGGAUCGUUGGAUAUCAAGCGCCUAAGAGAGAGCUUUUUGCGUGUGGUUGAUGCUUUUGACAUCCUUCGCACUGUGUUCGUUUGUUUCCAUGGGCAAUUCUUCCAGGUAGUGUUGCGCAAGAUUCGGCCGGAUAUUUUCAUCUACGAAACUGAAAAGAGCCUGGAUGAGUAUACUGCAUCUCUCCAGCAGCGAGACCGGGAUCAAAGUCCAAGGCAAGGAGAACAAUAUACGCAGUUUUACGUCGUAAAAAAGAGGAACAGUGAUGAGCAUCGCAUACUCAUCCGCAUGUCCCAUGCACAAUUUGAUGGAGUUUGCCUUCCAAGAAUCAUGACUGCCAUCAAGAUGGCAUAUGAGGGAAGCCCAGUUCCAGGCGCUUCGUCGUUCAUGAACUAUAUGCGACUACUGCCAGGCACAAUCACUCCAGAACACUACCAGCACUGGACCUCGCUGCUCAAAGGUUCUCAGAUGACUGAAAUUAUUCAGCGAGACACCCCUAAUUCCUUCCAGCACAUAGGAGGCUUUGCGCAGCAGAGGCGAGUUAUCGAUGUUCCAUCCACGGCAAUAGGUGAUGUUACCAUCGCAACAAUCAUGCAGUCAGCAUGGGCAACAACUCUCGCAAAGCUAUCGGCUCAGGACGACGUUGUGUUCGGGCUCACAGUGAAUGGCAGGAAUGCUACCAUACCAGGAGUCGAAAACACAAUUGGACCAUGCCUUAAUAUCAUCCCGGUUCGGGUCAAAUUCAGAGACCAAUGGACAGCGCUGGAUCUCUUCCGCUAUCUCCAAGAUCAACAUGUCGCAAACAUGCCUUACGAGUCCUUAGGGUUCAGGGAAAUCAUUAGACGCUGCACCGACUGGCCCGAUUCAACACACUUUACAACAUCUGUGUUCCAUCAGAACGUCGAAUACGAAGGCCAUAUGCAACUCGAUAGAAACAACUAUACAAUGAGCGGUGUUGGGGUGACUGACAACUUCACGGAUCUUACCCUCGUUUCUAAGCCGGUCGCCGGCCAACCCAACAAGCUCACCGUUUCCUUAGGAUACUCACUCAAAGGGCCUAUCCAUACUGAUUUUGCUAUCAACGUUCUUGACAUGGUCUGCGAAACUUUGCAGAGCCUAGUCUCAAACCCCAACGUUGCCUUGCCGUCCCCCUCCACGCUUCGUUCCAUUCCUUCCCAAGUUAUAGGGGACGCCUCUAGCACGCUUUGCAGCAACAACGACAACAACAACAACAAUCCCCUCCCCGCUUCUUUAAACAAUCGCAGUCUCUCUGAAAUCCUCACUCAUUCCUCCCUCAUAACCCAAAUCUGGCAGCAAGUCCUCCCUCCCAAACCAAGCACCGGCAAACCCCAUGCCUCCUUCCAACUCGAUUCAUCCUUCUUCCAACUUGGAGGAGACAUCGUGAACAUGGGACAGGUCGUCUGGCUCUUGGAGCAAGAAACCACUCUUCAUAUUCCUCUUGAGCAUCUUCUACAACAGCCGACAUUCCUAGGCCAAAUGGCCGUUCUGGCCAUGCAUACCGCAACACACGAAAUGAAUCUCAAUCUUCCUGCUUCUGCUUCUGCUUCUGCUCCUGCUCCUGCUCCUGCUCUUGCUCUUGCUCCCGCUGUACCGGGUCCUACUACGCCUACGGAACGUGAAAUGUCCUCUCUUCCCCCUGUGCAGGGCGGCGGCGGCGGCGAGCAAUGGAGCGCGCUAGCGAAAGCCAGGACUUUGGCUAAGAGGAUUACGAGGUUUGGAGGCUCUACCAGGGCUUAA
Aspergillus ochraceoroseus IBT 24754 is the source of this 18352-nucleotide messenger RNA. It is a transcript of the gene nrps1, whose product is annotated as nonribosomal peptide synthase Pes1. Lineage: Eukaryota; Fungi; Ascomycota; Eurotiomycetes; Eurotiales; Aspergillaceae. The record is from RefSeq and is a predicted model, not a curated record. The transcript is spliced from 10 exons. Gene Ontology annotation, molecular function: phosphopantetheine binding; catalytic activity. The coding region runs from base 47 to 18352 and encodes 6101 amino acids.